AACUUGGUUCCAGAAAUUUUCGUUUAUGUUCAGAAAGCUACGGCCGGACCUGUUCUUCCCUUCCAUUGCUCUCGAACGUAGCUCUCUAAUUGAAUUUGGUGUUGCAAUCUGAAGGUUUAAAGAGCUCGGACUGAGUCACAACCUACAAGAGUUUCCGGGCUUCAAUCGUUCGGCUCGAAAUUAAGCAAAAAACUGAAUUGCUGGCAAAAAAAUUUCUCUCGCAAUGUCUAAAGACUUACGAAUUUUGCUUGUUGGAAAUGGUGGCCGUGAGCACGCGUUGGCGUGGAAGCUCUCGCAGUCGCCUUUGGUUGAGCAAAUUUAUGUAUGUCCGGGUAAUGGCGGCACUGCGGGACUGCUUAAAACACAAAAUUUGGACUCCGUGUCCGCUUCAGACUUUGCUGGUCUUGCAGAUUUUGCCGUGAAACAGAAAAUUCAACUGCUUGUGCCCGGCCCUGAGCAACCUUUGGUAGACGGUAUCACCGACUACUUUGCAAAGCAUGCUAGCUCAGUCAAAUGCUUCGGUCCUUCGGAGAAAGCGGCGGUUAUGGAAGGUAGCAAGACUUUCUCGAAGGAUUUUAUGAAGCGACAUGAUAUCCCUACCGCUGCGUAUGAGAACUUCUCGUCCUAUGACAAGGCAAAGGCAUAUCUCGAUUCGGUCUGGGAGAAACAUCCCAUCGUGAUCAAAGCGGAUGGACUCGCCGCAGGGAAAGGCGUGAUCAUUCCCACGUCGAAGGAGGAAGCUCAGACCGCAUUGUGGGAGAUCAUGAUGGACAGGCAAUUUGGAGACGCCGGAAGCGAAGUUGUCAUCGAAGAGUUCCUUGACGGCCAUGAGAUCAGCAUUCUCAGUUUUUGUGACGGCAAGACAAUCAAGUCUUUACCGCCAGCACAAGAUCACAAGCGGAUCUUCGACAACGACAAAGGCCCAAAUACCGGCGGUAUGGGAACGUAUGCUCCAGCUCCACAAAAAAUCGUCAGCAAAGAAUCGUUGGACGAGAUUGAAAGGUUGGUGCUGAAGCCAACGAUACAAGGUAUGGCGAGCGAAGGCUUCCCCUUCGUCGGCUGCCUCUUCACGGGCUUCAUGAUGACCAAGGACGGCCCUCGUGUUUUGGAAUACAACGUGCGGUUUGGCGAUCCUGAAACGCAAUCACUUCUACCACUUCUCGACAGCGACCUCGCGGAAAUCAUGCUAGCUUGUAGCGAGGGUCGACUAUCCCAAGUUGAGCUGAGAAUAGCAAACAAGAGUGCGGCAACAGUUGUUAUGGCUGCUGCUGGCUACCCGGGCUCCUACCAAAAGGGUACGGAGAUAAUUCUGUCGCCUACUCCAGACGACGUCUUCAUCUUCCACGCCGGCACUACGCUGUCAGACGAUGGAAAACUGAAGACGUCGGGCGGGCGUGUGAUAGCGUCGAGCGCAGUAGCUGACACAUUGGAGGCAGCUGUGCGCAAAGCAUAUGAAGGCGUGAACUCAGUGAAGUUCGAAGGUAUGCAAUACAGGCGAGAUAUAGGCGCGAGAGCGUUUCGUUGAGUAUUGACAAAGCUGCGGGGUUUCAAACCGCAGGAUGAAGACAUCAGGAAUGGAAACAUCAAGAAAUAUCUUAUGUUUACAGCCAAAACCCCAGUUUCGAUUCACAUGCCUUUGCUCGAUCUUCUGUAAGAACUUCC
This is a messenger RNA of Verruconis gallopava, 1662 nucleotides long. Its product is annotated as phosphoribosylamine-glycine ligase. The record is from RefSeq and is a predicted model, not a curated record. The transcript has a single exon. Gene Ontology annotation, molecular function: ATP binding; metal ion binding; phosphoribosylamine-glycine ligase activity. Bases 224 to 1525 code for a protein of 433 amino acids. Lineage: Eukaryota; Fungi; Ascomycota; Dothideomycetes; Venturiales; Sympoventuriaceae. Gene Ontology annotation, biological process: purine nucleobase biosynthetic process.